AUGAGCAAUUCCCAAAUUACUUACAUGGAUGUCGACAAUGUCGUCGCUGAGGAUUUUAUCGACAGCGUCGUCACUGAUGAUUUUAUCGACAACUUUGUUGAAAAUUUCGAAGGCAAUUUUGAGAACACAUAUUCGACCGUACUUGCAAACGCCUUAUUACGAGAUAGUUAUGAUGAAAAUGAUGAUGAAAAUGAUGACGAAAAUGAUGACGAAAAUGAUAAUGAAAAUGAUCUAAAUCGGGAUGAAUAUUACAGUUCUUCUAGUCAAGUUCAUUCCAUAACGCAAGAAAAAGAAAAAGUCAUUACACCUACAUCAACUUUCACCCCAUGUAUAGUUUUACAUGUAAUUGACGGAGAGGUGAAACGCUGCAACAGUACAGACCAACCAUGUUCAAUACGUCAACUUGGGGGAAUGUGGGAGAUAGACGGGGAUGACGAUGCAGUUAAAAAUAAAGACACACACCAUUCGCUCGGAGUAUGUCACCAGCAUUUUAUGUUUGAUCAGAAUCAACUUCAUCCUAAACAACAUAAAAGCCGUAAUCGGAUUGUCGAUGGUGACUUUGUUCUAAGUCAUAGUUGUCUUUUUUGCAAUAAAAUAAAAACAUUUUCUUUUAGUCGUGGUAUUGGUUGCAGUGAACAUAUGGCAAAGGUUAAUGGAUAUAAUGUUCAAGUACCUUGCCUAGGCGCUGAUUGUCUAUUUACUGAAGGAUCAAUUGCACAAAGAAAUUCUGCAGGUUAUCGUGCACGUUAUAUCUGUACAACUUGCUUUCAGCAACAGGGUGGACAUUUACGCGAAAAAGUUGGAAGAAAUAAAGAAUUUGUACCUUGUGGAAAACGUGGGGAACACCGUAAUAGUAAUGAUGUAUGCAAUGCAUUAUCUGAUAUAGGAAGAUGGAUAAUGUCUGUAUCAGAAUCAG
Messenger RNA from Paraglomus occultum, 916 nucleotides. NCBI's taxonomy places the organism in Eukaryota, Fungi, Glomeromycota, Glomeromycetes, Paraglomerales, Paraglomeraceae. The record is from the annotation of a GenBank genome assembly.